Eleginops maclovinus (Patagonian blennie) is the source of this 4289-nucleotide messenger RNA. It is a transcript of the gene sox18, whose product is annotated as SRY-box transcription factor 18. The transcript has 2 exons. The record is from RefSeq and is a predicted model, not a curated record. The coding region runs from base 417 to 2135 and encodes 572 amino acids. NCBI's taxonomy places the organism in Eukaryota, Metazoa, Chordata, Actinopteri, Perciformes, Eleginopidae. Gene Ontology annotation, molecular function: DNA-binding transcription factor activity, RNA polymerase II-specific; RNA polymerase II cis-regulatory region sequence-specific DNA binding. Gene Ontology annotation, biological process: cell differentiation; regulation of DNA-templated transcription; anatomical structure morphogenesis.
ACAGGGCAGACAGUCAGAGACAGUGAGUGGGACGGCCCAUGUGACCGAGGGGAAUCAGGCUUUGGACAAACCGCUGAAUCCACACACUCCAAACAAGAGCUGUUGUCUUCUGAGAAAAAAAGAGUGAAGAGAAGAAAGAGGCAGAGUCAUUGUGGACCUUUUCUCGGGGAAUAUCCUGCACCACAACUUUGUUUGUUUUCUCUUUCUUCCUCGUCCUCUCCCUCCUCUCAGAUCUCGAUGCUUUGCUUUGGGAUUUGUGCUCCAAAUCCAUCAAAUUCCUCUCUUGAUCUUUCUCUUUGUCAUCUGAAACAUUUUAAGCUGCAUUUUUUCUCCAGAACUUUGCAACCAAACAAACUGAGACAGACGUUUGCAGAAUCUCACAGGGACUAAAAGUUGAAUCCAAGCCCGGUUCUGGAAUGAAUUUAACCGAGACCAGCUUGUCCAGAGAGACUCUUCUGCAUGCCAGCCGGAUGACUCUCGGAGGCCCCUGGGCGUCCGGGACCCCGAGCCCUGCUUCUGAUUCUGAGAUGGGUUUUGAGCAGAGCCUCUCCGGGGACUGCAGUUCUCCCGAUGGCCUUGGAUCCGGGACCCUGAGGAGAACAGAGCCGAGGAUUUCUCUGACACCCAGCUCAGGGGCACAGAGUCCGGACCUGAACCCAGCAGGUGUGUCGGCGGGGCUGGCCGAUGGGAAGGCUGCUGGGGGAGAGCAGAGGAUCCGCAGGCCCAUGAACGCCUUCAUGGUCUGGGCCAAAGAUGAGAGGAAGCGACUGGCCGUGCAGAACCCUGACCUGCACAACGCCGUGCUCAGCAAGAUGCUCGGUCAGUCCUGGAAGGCCCUGAGUGCUACAGACAAGCGGCCAUUUGUGGAGGAAGCAGAACGUCUCCGUGUCCAGCACCUCCAGGACCAUCCGAACUACAAGUACAGGCCUCGCCGCAAAAAGACCACCAAGAAACUGAAGCGUGUUGAGCCGGGCCUUCUGCUUCACAGUUUAGCCCAGGGCGGGGCGACAGGCCUCGGAUUGGGACAUUUGGGUGAUGACUCUGGAGGUUCUCCUUAUGGACAUCUAGGCGCCCACCCUGCCCAUCACCAUCACUCCCACCACCUCCUGCACUCUCUUGGGCACUUCAGGGACCUCCAGGCCCCAGGACAUCUAGAGCUGGAGACCUACGGCCUGCCCACCCCAGAGAUGUCCCCUCUGGAUGUUCUGGAAGAUGGGGCUGGGGAAUCUGUGUUUUUCCCCCAACAUAUGCAGGAGGAGGCCGGGAUGGUAGGUUGGAGUGGCUACCACCACCACCUUAACCCUCAUAACCAGCACUACAGCCAUAAUUACAACAACCACAGUCACCACAACUCCAUAAAUGCAGCGACACACAGUCAGAGUUCAGGAAUGAGUGUUGGUGCCAGCACAUGUUUGAACUCCAGUUUGAGUCCAGGUAGAAACUCCAGGGUUGAUUCUCGAAUGAGUUCUGUUGAGUCAAAUUUGACCUCAAGCAUGAGCUCUAGGUUGAAUCACAUCGCCUUGAGGAGUCCAGUGAAAUGCCCCCCGGCUCUAUCCGACUCCUCCUCCCCUGUUUCUUACCCCCAGCCCUCCAUCAGCCUCCCUGAGCCGAUAAAAUCCCACCAAACACAACAUCAACCCACUGCUUCUGUCAGCUACUACAGCCAGGUGUAUGGGAACAGCGCUCCAAAUGCUGCCUAUUACAUGCCCUCUCACCUGGGGCAGCUUUCACCUCCUCCUGAAACCCCUCCUUCUUCUUGCUCGUCCUCUUCCUUGCAAACAUCCACCUUUCCUCCCCCUUUGCACUUAGACCCUUCAAAUCCUGAUUCCUCCUGCCAUUUGGGGUCUUCUUCUGCUGAGUUUUGGUCCGAGGUGGACAGGCAUGAGUUUGACCAGUAUGUAAAUGUAGGAAGGAACCGAGAGGAUGCCUACGGGUGUAGUGGGGGCUCUGGUAGUGGGUCAAAAGUCCUGAGUGGACGCAGUAGCAGUAGUGUAGCGAGUAGCAUGAAUAGCAGCAGGGAUGUCAGUAGCAUUUUGAGUGGUGCUGGUGUCUGUGAUGACGGGAGCAGCCCUCUUAUAUCUGCUCUCUCUGAUGCCAGUAGUGCUGUGUAUUACAGUGCCUGUAUCACUGGAUAAAUACAUCAUGAGCCAGUUUUCAUAGUACCUCCUUUCAACCAGCAUAGUUGGGUUUGGUUUAUUCUAACCAUUGUAACAGGAAGUAAGCUAUGUUGGGAUUAGUUUUGGCUCAUAUUCGUAGUCAUUGUCAUGCCUUGCUUUUUAUAAAAAGAAAAAUCAGUGUCUUUAUCAUUCCAUCUCUUACAGCAUCAGCCAAAAAACACAGUUUUAAAAAAACUGGAAAAGCAAAUAACUGGAAGAGAGAAGCACUUUUGUGAAAUUAAAUAAGUUUAGUUUAAGAUUCAUUUACACUUUCCUAACAUGAUGUUGCACAGUUGGCAGGCUAGCUAACCAGCUGUCAUUGAUAACUACAGGCUUGUGCGACUAGUUAACACCGGGGAAGUUUAGUAUUGUAACUAAGUACAGGCUGAUAAACAGAAGGCAGCUGAAGAGCACCUUAAAUAGCAUUGUGUUUUCACUUACUCAUCAGAAGUUCCAGGUCUGUGUUAGCAUGCAUAAUGCUAAAAAACUGGAGCUUUUAUCCAAAGCUGAUUACAUUUAAAACAAGUCUGAAGGAUUCAGGGCUUUGUAUCAACAAGUGCUUGUCUUAGUCGAAGUGCCUACUUUCUACUUCCUGUUUCAUGGCUUUUGUUUCUCUUAACCCUUUCUGGUGACACACUACAUACUAUAUGAAGAUUAUGCAAGCAAAGUGAUUUAUUUAAUUGCACUGUGAGAACUCUAGUCAUCAGAAAAAUCUGAAUUUCAAGAUCAUCUCAUAUCAUUUAUAUUUCAUCUCAGGACCAGACAGAUAUUCAUCUCCACUGAACUUUAUAAAGUUCAGGUUGAUCAACCCGAUUUUUAAAUAGGAACAUGACAGUUAAGAAACAAUUUGGGAGAUGGACAGAGAGAAAAAGACUGGAAAAAGACUUGGUCCAGCCUCCACAUAUCUCCCAGCGUUUUCGGGAAAGCCUUGGCCACAGACCCAGAGCAGACCACUGAUGUCUCCCACAAACUUUCAGUGUGUUUUACAAGCCAGGUCGGGUAUUUUCUGACCGUGAUAUAUGCCAUUCCCUCUCUGUCUCCUUCCAUGACAGGGCCUCAUGUUAAACUCCAUGCCAAAAUCUCCAAGUCUUAAAUUGCUUUGCUCCAUGGCAAGCACAAAUACGUUGAUGAUUCAAAGAUUAUGGUUUUUAACCAGUUAGCCUCUCUGGUAUAACAUGCAUAUCAACUGUUUGGAUAAAAUGCCUUUUGUUAAAUGUUAAAGAGUGUAAUUUAAUCUAUAAAUACUAAGAUUGUGUUUUACAAAUGAAGUGCCAUUGGAACAAAUCUGGUGAGAUUGAAAGCAGCUUUACUCUAUAACUCAUCAGGUCUAAAGUCUUAAUAUUCUUAAAUCAAUGCAUCUUCAUUUCUUUUAACAUGUAAGGUCUUUUGAUUUAUUGGUAACGUUGUUUAUAUGUAGCCUUUUUACUGUAUAUAGAUGCUGUGCCUUUUGGCAGCAUGUGAAGGAGAAAUUGAGACUAUGAAAUGUUCUCUUUGCACUGGGUUUAAUGUCUUAGCUGUAUAGAAGGAACACUACUUAUUAAAGCUCAAAAUGUCCAUAAUUUUAAAUGUUGUACAGAAAGGACUGUGUUUGUUUUGUUGUAUUACACUAGAUUAUGUUUUAUUAUUUAGUUUUUAAGUAAUAUGUUUUAUUGAUGCCACUCCUGUGGGUGUCACAUACGGAGCUAGCGCCAGGAGGUGAUUAGCCUAGCUUAGCCUAAAGACAGUAAUCAGGUUUAAACAGCUAGCUAAUUUUCUUUCAAAUGAAAAGGUCUGCCAACUUUAGCUUCUUUAUUAUAAACUAACUAACAUAACUCUCCGCUGAACGAACAAAAAAUGUCAAUUGUACCUUCCUGUUUGUGCUUUAAUUACAUUGUGUUAAUUCGAAAUGUGCACUUAUCCAGGCUAACAGCUUUUCCCUGCUUGCUGUCUUGGAUGUGUCGUAUACUUACUUUCAAAGAAAAUAUUUUAUUGUGAAGAUCUUUAUUGAUCUUUAAUUGGUUUCAUGUUUCACUUUGCUCUACCAGUGACUUUAGCAAGCCCUCUCAGACCAAUGUUGAACGGCUGGAUAUUAACAUGAAGUUUUGGUUUGGUUUUGUGCUGAAACUCAAAAAAAUAAAAGUUGUAGCCACUGUA